Messenger RNA from Elaeis guineensis (African oil palm), 1166 nucleotides. RefSeq names its product putative HVA22-like protein g. The record is from RefSeq and is a predicted model, not a curated record. NCBI's taxonomy places the organism in Eukaryota, Viridiplantae, Streptophyta, Magnoliopsida, Arecales, Arecaceae.
GAAGUCGUAGCUCGGAAGCAACCGCCCCUUCUCCCUCUCGUGACGCGAUUCCCAGGACCCGAUAUAAGAGGAUUUAUAGAUCAUUAGAGGAAGAAUAGAUAGAGAAGUGGUUUCAAAUAGGAUCAUCUCCUUGGGCACCAAGUUUUGGAGACAAUUCUCUUCUUUCUCGUUUUCUUGGACGCAGAACAAGAAAGAUACACUUCGGAUUCCAAGCCGGGAAGUGCGAUAAAACCAUUGGAGUUUAAUCCAAGGUUUAAGUUCUUGCCUUUCGUUUCCAGGGCUUUGUGGGAAUUGGAAACAUGUUGGGAGAUCUCGCCACCAAAGUUCUUGUGAUGUUGUUUGGAUACGCCUAUCCAGCAUUUGAAUGCUUCAAGACGUUGGAGCAGAGGCGGUGGCCCGGUGAGGUCGAGCAGCUCCGGUUCUGGUGCCAAUACUGGGUCAUAGUUGCAAUUGUGACAAUCAUUGAGAGAUUUGGCGAACCUCUCGUUUCAUGGUUGCCUAUGUAUGGAGAAGCUAAGCUAGCCUUCUUCGUCUAUUUAUGGUAUCCAAAAACAAAGGGAUCUGAUCUUAUGUAUGAGACCUUCCUGCGGCCGCUCGUCAUGCAAUAUGAACCUGAUAUUGAACAGAGAUUAAGGAAUUUGAGGGCUAAAUCUGGAGAAUUGCUUGCAUUCUACAUGAAGAACUUCACAGAUAAAGGGACUACUUUAUUUCUAGAAGUUCUCAACUAUGUGGUCUCGGGGCCAUCUAGAACACAGAGCAACAGACGGUCAGGAUCGUCCGGCCCUCCGAACCCCAGUGCAAUCUUACGGUCGGCCCGGGAGGCUCCGGCACCGGAAGUAGGCGUCCGCGGCCAUCCCAACGCCAUGGGGCUCACCGCCGAGGAAUUGGAAGAAGACGCCGCCGUCGCCGAGUCCCUCCGCGCCGCACGUGUCCAACUUCGCCGACCGCGACACCGCCAAUAAAAUUUACACAAAAAAUAUAUAUAUAUAUAUUGAGGUGGAAAUAGAAUAGUGGUAGGUGGGAUUAGCGCUCCGUUUGUCUUUUUUUUUUUUGGAAAUUUUUUUUAUUCUAUAAAAAAAUUCAAAAAUCCCAAUCAGUUAGCAUUCUUUCUUUGUCUCUAUCCUUCCAAUGUACAAAAAGUUAAUAAAAAGCAUAAAAAGAAAAAA